AUGGCUCAAGGUAACCCGACUUCCAGCAAGCCUGCGAUCGUGGUCAUCCCCGGUGGGGCUUGCCCAGUAGUGUUCUACAACGACCUGGUGUCGAGCCUGACCAAAGACGGCUACGAGGCAGAGACGCACAAUCUGCGAUCCUACACCGACGACCCGAAGAACUCUGAACCUCAGGGUCUGGCCGAGGAUGCAGCGUACUUCCACGAAAAGAUCGAAGCGUUGGCCGACCAGGGCAAAGACGUUGUCGUUGUAGGCCACUCUUAUGGCGGCCUUGUCACGACAGAUGCCGCGCACGGCCUGAGUAAAGCGGAGCGAGAGAGUGCCGGGAAACGCGGCGGUGUCGUCCGCAUCAUUUACCUGAGUUGCAUUGUCGGGGCUGUUGGAUCAACGUCUGCCGAGACGUGCGCCGACCGCCUCCCGACUUUCGACUUCAUGGAGCCCUUCGAUGAGACUGGCAAGUUCUUGAAACAAAACGCCGAGAAGUCCGCGCACAUCGUCUUCAGCGAUAUGCCGCUGGAGGAGGGCAAGCAAUGGGUGUCGAAGAUGUGGUGCCACUCGUCCCGUAGCUUUUCGGAUAAGAUCCAGCAUGCGGCGUACCUGGAGAACCCUGUCACGUGGAUUUUUUGCACCAAGGACGAGGUGCUGCUGCCGAGCUUCCAGCGCGGGUGUAUUGAGUUCAUUGAGCAGGAGAAGAAGGGUGAGAAGGUCGACGUUGUUGAGUUGGAGGUCGGGCAUUGUCCUAACGUCAGUGCUAUUGAGUUGACGGCGAAGACAAUUGUUGAAGCCGUGGAGAGGAAUGCUUGA
This is a messenger RNA of Exophiala bonariae, 804 nucleotides long. RefSeq lists its product as uncharacterized. The transcript has 2 exons. The record is from RefSeq and is a predicted model, not a curated record. Lineage: Eukaryota; Fungi; Ascomycota; Eurotiomycetes; Chaetothyriales; Herpotrichiellaceae. The coding region runs from base 1 to 804 and encodes 267 amino acids.